GAUAUUUAAUGUCUGCUUAUUUUUUUACCCGUCUACCAAUAGGUGCCCUUCUUUACGAGGCAUUGGAAAACCUCCCUGGUCUUUGUGGUUGAAUCUGUGUUCGAAAUUCACUGCUUGACUGAGGCACCUUACAGAUAAUGGUAUGUGUGGGGCGGCAGGUAGCCUAGUGGUUAGAGACAUGGACGAGUAACAGGAAGGUUGCAAGAUCGAAUCCCUGAGCUGACAAGGUAAAAAUCUGUCGUUCUGCCCCUGAACAAGGUAGUUAACCCACUGUUCCUAGGCUGUCAUUGAAAAUAAGAUAUUUUUUUAACUGACUUGCCAAGUUAAAUAAAGGGUAAAAAAAAUUUUUUUUUAAAUAAACAGAGAUGAGGUAGUCAUUCAAAAAUUGUUAAACACUAUUACUGCACAGAGUGGGUCCAUGUAACUUAUUAUGUGACAGUUAAGCAAAUGUUUACUCCUGAACUUAUUUAGGCUUGCCAUAACUUAUUGACUCAAGACAUUUUAGCUUUUCAUUUUUCUAUUUAAAAAUUUUGAAAUGUCAAAAAACAAAACCACUGACAGUAUGGGGUAUUGCAUGUAGGCCAGUGACACAAAAUCUCAAUUUAAACCAUUUUAAAUUCAGCCUGUAACACAAACAAAUGUGGUAAAAGUCAAGGGGUCUGAAUAUUUUCUGAAGGCACUGUACGUCUGAUUGAAUAAAGUUCACCGAACAGUUGGAUGACUCACUUCCUCCGACAUACAACAGAUGUACUAUAUAUAAAUGCGUGCUAUGAUAUGACUAAUACAUUAGCAACGCUUUUUAUUCAGAGCAAUAUUCAGCUGCUGUGCGGAAGGGGUGUCAUGCGACCUCUGGGUGUUAAACAACUCCCACAUUCAACAGAAACUGAGUGAAACAGCAACUAUUCAGACAGGUUUCACCAAUAAUAAUGAGUAGAAAUAAAAACAAAGUCGUUGCUAAUGAUUUCACUGAAAUUCCUGGAUGUAAUGUGGUUUUUCUGUACCUCCACAUACUUCUUCACUGGAAACCCAUCAUACUAAUUCCAGUGAAAAUCAAUGAAUCCACAAGAAGUCUGAAGGGAAAUUGCCACGGCACAGCUAGGCCUCCAUUUUGUUUCAGAGCCUUCCUGAAGUUUCAUUUCCAAUCUACCUCUGCACAAAGCCUUAUUCUGCUCACACCUCAGUCUUUACAUGAGAGGAUAAGCAGAUAAGACUAGCCACAGAACUACACACACACACUUUGCAUCUCUCCACUUCAGAGGAUGAGAGGCAGUCUACAGUGGAGAGAUCACAAUCAGCUCCGACUACGUUCUGCACCGAUGGACACAGGUGACCUUGGGUCCCUCUUUACAGAGCAAAGAGCAUGAGAUACAUAACAAAAAACACAGCCUUUCAGGACCUAACAGAGCCUGUGUUUUCAUAUUACCAAGUAUAAGACAUCUAUCCAAUGCGUCAUGCUUUAGCUGGGACUAGUCCUGGGUAAUCUAAGAAAGCUGAACACUGAUAACAUUAACUGAUGCUCUUCACUUUGCUACGGCCGGCUCACCACUUUGAAUAUAUGGAAAUAGACUUGACAAUGGGAAGUCGAGAUGGGCCGACCCACUGAGUAUCUCUUCAUGAGAGAGAUGAGACUGUACAGAGAGUUAUAGACUACCACGGGAAAGAGUGAAGGGAGAGACAGGAAUCUCACGCACGAAGUAGCAACAGUAUUGUGUGAAGGGCAGAGGGAGCGAGGGGAACACAUGCCGACACAGAGGGAGGCAAACAAGACAACUAAACAAGAUCAGUUCGAGAGAGAGACUGAGUAGCUAACAUGGUCGCCGUGAAACACUUAUCCAUCUACUCUUCUCUGUCCCUGGCGGUCCUGCUGAUACUGGGCUGUGUGCGAGAGUCCCAGGCCGGGGUGGUGGAGGACUUUAACCAUGUGGAGCGCUGUAAGGACUCCCUGUACAUGGGAACCCCACCUCGGGGCUACCUGCUUGGUAACUCCCUGAAGAAGCUCUGCCAGCGCUACGAGGACAAGCCCCGCUUCGUCACCCUCUACGACCCCCACAAACACAUCCCUGUCUACUCGGCCUAUACCUUCAAGAAGUCUGAUGGCGAGAAGAGGGUAGACUUCCCCUGGAUGUUCGAGCCACAGUUGGCAUCAGAGAAGGGCAGUAGCAACAUGGAGCCGUUCCCCCAGUCCUCCUCCCACAUGCACAUGAACUUUGAGGACAGCCAGGCGGUGCUGGAGGACUAUGCUGACGUGGUCCAGUACGAGAGAGGGCAUCUCAACCCAGAUGAGCACCAGGCUGAUCCCCUGGACAAGGCCUCCACCUACACACUGACCAACGUGGUGCCCCAGAUCCGUGAGUUCAAUAUCGGGCCCUGGGCCGAGUACGAGGACCUCAUCCGCAAGCGCCUCAACAACUACUGCCGCGGCAAAGCCUACGUGAUCACCGGGGUCACAACCUCUGGGAACAUGAUCCGCCGUGACAACCUGGACCGCGUGGCCAUUCCUGAGUACAUGUGGUCGGCCUACUGCUGCACCGACUACGACCAGAACGCGCCCUACUUCAUGCGGUACAAGUUCCCGUCAUUCGGGGCCUAUGGGCUGAAUGACCGCGUCAACAACCACCUGGUGGAGGUUCCGAUGAAGAACCUGGAGAAGUUCCUCAGGGGAAGGAUGGACGUGGACAAGAACUUCCAGAUCUUCUACAACGACUGUGUGCCUGACUCAUAGUGAGCAACCUUGUGAUAGUGAUUGCAAUCAUGCCAGCCUCAAUGUCACCUCUACAUUGUCGUCUACUUUCUGUAUCGAGUAGAUUCUGAAAAUAUGAAUGUAGCCUGUGGGUGAGUUGUUGCUUACAAGCAAUAAAGAUGAUCUUUCAAACCUUG
This is a messenger RNA of Oncorhynchus masou masou (cherry salmon), 2877 nucleotides long. Its product is annotated as endonuclease domain-containing 1 protein-like. Bases 1811 to 2722 code for a protein of 303 amino acids. Gene Ontology annotation, molecular function: nucleic acid binding; hydrolase activity; metal ion binding. The record is from RefSeq and is a predicted model, not a curated record. The transcript has 3 exons. Lineage: Eukaryota; Metazoa; Chordata; Actinopteri; Salmoniformes; Salmonidae.